This is a messenger RNA of Paramecium sonneborni, 1357 nucleotides long. The record is from the annotation of a GenBank genome assembly. NCBI's taxonomy places the organism in Eukaryota, Ciliophora, Oligohymenophorea, Peniculida, Parameciidae.
AUGAAAAGGUUAUCUUCAUAAAAUAAACCUACUCGUUCAUAAUAAGUGAUUUCAAAUGGUAUAUAUUUUGGAUAAUUUUAAAAUCCAUAACCUCUUUUAACUGCAACCUCAAUUACCUAAUUAAGAACAACUUAGGAUUUAAGGAUUAGAAAUUAUAUACCAAAAAAGAGAUUAUAAUCACCAAAAAUUUUAUCUCCAAGACAAUAAAAUAUAAAACCUAUGAAAAGUUUUUUCUAAGUUAAACCUUCUCCUAAAGCAUCUUUUAAACCACCAACAAUAAUAGUAACACAACCAACAAAUAGAUCAACAGUAAUUAGAAUAAGAAGUCCCAUUAAAAGAAAUCAAUAAGCUAUAAUUAGUUAAGAAAUGGAUAAUAAGUCAAUAGAAUUUUUAUAAGAAUUAGCUAAUAGUUAAUUAAAUAGAACAUCUAGAAAAAAAAGAAGACCAUAAACUGCUGGUGGAUUCACGAUACCAACAUAACAUUUUUCAAAUAACAUUGAAAAUUAUCUAAUAUAAGAAUAGAUUGGAUAAGGUAGUUAUGGAAUAGUAAAAGUUGGAUUAAAUUUAUUAAAUGGAUAGUAGGUAGCAAUAAAGAUUUACGAAAGGAUGAAGAUUAUUUAAAAAAAAGAAUAUAUAAGAAAAGAAAUCUAGAUAUUGUCUUCUUUAUAACAUCCAAAUAUUGUAUAAUUACUUGAUGUUAUUUACACUGAUGUAUAUCUUUUAAUAUUCAGACGCAAGUGCAAUUAGUUAUGGAAUAUGCCGGUCCAUUAUCAUUAAGAUAAUAUCUUAAGUAAUAACCAAAUAAAUUAAUUCCUGAGAAUGAGGCAAAGAACAUUUUUCUUUAAGUUGUCAAAGCUAUUGACUAUUGUCAUUCUAAAAAUAUUGUAAUUUUUUUUAUUUAUAAAUUUAAAAGAUCCAUCGUGACAUAAAAUUAGAAAAUAUUUUAAUAAGAGAUAACAAAAUUAAAUUGAUUGACUUUGGUUUUAGUUCAUUUAUUGAACAUAAAACUAUUUCUUAUUGUGGAACACCUUCGUAAUCACUUUUAUAAAAUUUAAUAGAUAUAUGGCACCAGAAAUAAUUCUAAAAAUUGAUUAUGGAAAACCAGCUGAUAUUUGGUCAUUAGGAAUAUUACUUUAUGUUAUGUUACAUGGAAAGUUUCCUUUUUAAGGGAAAGAACAAAAAGAAUUAUUUACUAAAAUAAAAACAGGUAUCUUUUCAUCUAAUGGAAUAUCUUAACAAGCAUAAAGACUAAUUAAUAAUAUGUUGAGAGUUAGAUCUUAUGAGAGAUGUAAUACAAAGGAAGUAUGGAUAUAAUCUAUAACAUUAGAUAAUCAAAGAUUAAUGGUUUCAAUAAUGA